UCAAUCUUAUUCAAUGGCAUCAAGCCAAAAAAGAGAUCCAGCUUGGGCCUAUGGAGUUGCAAUUGGCAGUACUAACACAAAAGUGCAAUGUAUCUUUUGUCAAAAAAUUUAUAACGGUGGAAUACAUCGUCACAAGAGACAUCUAAUUGGUGGUUUUAGAGAUGUCAAAGAAUGUCCAAGUGUUCCGGAUUCUGUUCAGCAAGAAAUUAAAGACUGUUGAGAAAAAAAAUGAGUUAAAAAAUCCAAUGAGCCAUGGAGCAUCUAUGAUUAAUCUUCUUGAUGAAGAUAGUCAAAUGGAUGAGGAUGACCUUGAAGCCAAUGAUAUAAUGAGGCCACCUCCAUCUAAAUCUCAAAGAAAGAAUUCAACAAGUGGAAGUGGAUCAUUCACCGUCGGUAGCAAUGUGAAAGGUCCUCUUAAUCUUUUUUUCUCACAAAAACCAAAUGAAAAGAGAAAGGGUGAAGCUAUUGACUUAGAUUAUUGUAGGAAGACUUUAAGGGAGCGCACUGUAGAUUCUUUUGCAAGGUAGAUGUAUGAUGCGGGGCUCCCUUUUAAUUGUGUGAAUUAUACCGAUAAUUUUGGUGAAUUCAUUGAGGUCGUAGGCCAAUAUGGCCCAGGAAUGAAGCCCCAUACCUAUCACGAAGUAAGAGUUCCUUGUCUAAAAAAGGAGUUGGAGAAGACAAACAAGAUUGUCGAGGAGCAUAAUGCGCAAUGGAAAAUUUAUGGUUUUUCCAUUAUGAUGGACAAAUGGACUGCAAAAAAUGAAAAAAUGGCCAUUAAUGUUUUGGUGAAUUCUCUGAGAGGUAGUGUGUUUCUUGAAUCUUAUGAUGCUAGUGACUCCUCAACUGAUUCUAAUAAAAUGUUCAACUUGUUUGAGAAGACACUAUUGAAAGUUGGACCGGAAAAUGUGGUUCAAGUUUUGCUAAGGCGAUCAAGAUACAUUCUUACAUUAGUCAAAGGCCGUUGUUGUUGAACAUGAUGAGGACAUACACAAAACAAAGAAAUUUGGUGAAACCGGCUAAGACAAGAUUCGCAACAGCUAUCUUGACCUUGCAUAGCUUUUACUUGCAAAAGCAAAAUUUGCGAACAUUGUUCUUGUCAACCGAAUGGAGUGAGAGUAUCUAUGCAAAGGAAGCUCUUGGGAAAGAAGUUGCGAGAUUUAUUAUUGGUCCAUAUUUUUGGAAUGACACUGUUCAAGCACUUAAAGUUGGUAAUCCUUUGGUUAUUGUACUUCGUUUGGUGGAUGGGGAGAAAAAACCAACAAUGGGAUACAUUUAUGAAGCCAUGGAUAGGGCUAAAGAAGCUAUUGAGAAGGCAUUUGAUCAUGGUAGGAGGAAAUAUGAGAAAGUGUUUGAAAUCAUUGAUAAAAGGUGGGAUGAUCAGCUUCAUCAACCUUUAUAUGCAGCAGGGCAUAUUUUGAACCCCGAAUUGUUUUACACAAACAAUGAGAACAAGACUUUAGAUUUAGACGUUUGGAAGGGGUAUCAUGCAUAUGUUGCGAAGUUGGUGCCAGAUGAAGCGAUGCAAGACAAAAUAGGGCAAGAGCUUGGUGUGUAUAUGCAAGCCGAUGGAAUUCUUAGAUUAGCUUCGGCCAUUAGAGGCAGAACCAAAUUGGCACCGGUUGAAUGGUGGAUGCAAUUUGGUUAUGAAGUUCCAAACUUGCAACAAUUUGCUAUUAGAGUUCAAAGCUUAACUUGAAAUUAGAGUGUUUAUGAACAUAUUCAUACUAAGAAGAGGAACAUGCUUGAGCUAAAGAAACUCAAUGAUCUCGUGUUCGUAAAAUAUAAUAGAACAUUAGCUCGUCGUUACAAAGCUCGCAAUAUCAUUGAUCCAAUUUUAUUGGAUAACAUUGAUGAAGCAAAUGAAUGGUUAACCGGAGCCCCCGAAAAUCAUGAAGAAGAAGUGUUUGAAGGAGAAGGUCUCACUUUUGGUCAUGUUGCUUAUGGCAAGUGGAGUUGAAGAGAAUGUUUAUGGUUUUAGGGGAAGUACUUUAAGGAGCAAAGAAAGAGUAUCUACAAGUACAAGUACAUGUACAAGUAGAACCCUAAUUAAUGAAGCCUCUCCGAUGAAGAAGAAGAUGAUGAUGACCAAUAUAAUAACUCGAACAUGAUUACACUUCAAGAGUUUGGAGAUCUUGUUGAAGAAUAGGAUGUUGCUCCUUUUGUGAUUUUGUUUUGCAUUUGCUUAAUAUGUUAUGACUUUUGAGGAUU
Messenger RNA from Nicotiana tabacum (common tobacco), 2208 nucleotides. RefSeq lists its product as uncharacterized. The record is from RefSeq and is a predicted model, not a curated record. Lineage: Eukaryota; Viridiplantae; Streptophyta; Magnoliopsida; Solanales; Solanaceae.